Dichomitus squalens LYAD-421 SS1 is the source of this 537-nucleotide messenger RNA. RefSeq lists its product as uncharacterized. The transcript is spliced from 3 exons. Gene Ontology annotation, cellular component: mitochondrion; respiratory chain complex IV. The coding region runs from base 35 to 325 and encodes 96 amino acids. The record is from RefSeq and is a predicted model, not a curated record. NCBI's taxonomy places the organism in Eukaryota, Fungi, Basidiomycota, Agaricomycetes, Polyporales, Polyporaceae.
CCCGCUCUUUCCUCUAUCAAUCCGCAGUGCAGCUAUGGGCUGGUUCAGCGGCGGCAAGGCCUCCGAGACACCAGAUCUGACAUCACGAAAGGACCGAAAGAAGUGUUGGGAGAGCCGCGAUGCGUACUUCGCCUGUCUGGACGGCGCCAACGUGGUGAAACCCGGAGACGAGGGCAACGUUUGUGCAGAUGCACAAGGGACAUACGAGCGUAAUUGUGCCAGGAGCUGGAUCGACUAUUUCAACAAGCGGAGGGUACUUGCUGAGCAGCAGCAGGGGGUCCUGGCCCAGGCCCAAAACCAGGCCAAUGCCGCUGGAAACAGGUAGCCGUUCCGCCGCACACGCAAUGACCACCAGCGUAGGCAUUCUCUCUGUCUCGUGAAGUUGCGCUUCGAAGACUCGACUCUGCUGAGCAACGGCAUGACUAUGUCUGGACAGAUACGUAUGUCAUGACGUGCCCACAUGCUGUCACUCCCACCGCUCAGAUGUAUUCUACACCAUGUAAUAAUCUCAGCGAAGCUUUGAUUCUUGACUAAUCU